AUGGCCAGCUCCCGUAGUAAUAAGACUACGACUUCAGCAUCGCGGAACAUCACCGGCAUUGUCGACAAGUACACGUCACCAGCCUUGGGGUCAUCACCACCAGGAUACUCGCGGCGGUCGUAUGAUCCUAUUCUGAGCGGUCAUGGACACGGUGAUGUUAGCACAUCGCCAUCACCAUCCCUAUACCCCCUAUCAGACUCCAGAAGAGCAAACCUCCAUCAAUCAACAUCCACGCAUUCAGGCUACCUCGACCGCGCCCAACUCUUCGGUCGCACGCCUAUCCAACAUCAACGCAACCGUUCGUCGCGUACCCCGACUGGUGAGUGGGCGGAAGCGGGUCUUCCUGAGCCACCUAUCGAGGCGAGUAGGGUUAGCGCGGAUAAUGCUGAGGGGUUGGUGUGUACGCCUGGUGGUAUAACGACGAUGGGGGUUGAGGAAGAUACACCGGGGAGGUUUUCACCUAAGGCGAAGGAACGUAUUGGGAGGAAGACGGAGACUGCUGAAGAUGCGUUAAGGGAGCAGUUUGAGAAGGGUAGGGUAGAGCUGGCUAGAGAUCUUGCGCGGCGAAGUAGUUCGAAGAGGGAGGCGAAGUGGGCUGGGAGGGGCUUUGAUGCGCGUCGUGGAGGGUAUGUGUCGCCUAAGACGCUGUCGGUGGCAUCGGAUGAUGAAGAAGAGGAGUUUGGGUAUGUGGUUCCGGCGAGUGUUAGGGAUGUACUUGCGAGGGUGAAGGCGAGGGAGGCGGCUGGACGUACUCAAUCGCCCUUUGAUGGUUCACAGCGUAAGAGGGAUGGAGGUAGGCCGAGAGAAAGUUAUUCCGACGUCGGUGUUCCGCGCCGCAGUAAGAAUGCACUCCUCGCCAAUCCAUCGGAUCCAGAUAAGCCUUUACCAAAACUUCCGAAUCGCCGUGUCUUUUCGCUAGUCGAACCGCCGCCCAUGAAGAAACCAACUCGGAAGCGCUUAUCUCGAGCCAGCAAUCGAACGGACCUCUCGUUCUCGCCCAUCACCCCUGCCAUCAACGUGGCUCCCCAGCCAACACGCCAGGAUCUCGAUAUCACGCCCGUUUCCACCUAUCUCUCCUUCAGCUCCUUCAGCUCCGUCACAACAACAAUAUCCCAACCACCUACUCUUCCACACAACCGCACUGGUCUCACAUUCUCCCAAGCAAUCGCAAUAAUCUACGGCUGCAUGGCCAUAACAGCAUCAUACCAAGCGCUCCUCGGUCUAGGCGGAGAUAUCGCUGCUAUGGACUUGAUCACGGGUCUAUACAGGGCUUUCCUUCUUGGCAUCACUGUCUGUGUAGCUCUACAGGUGCUGUUAGGUGCUGGACUGUAG
Messenger RNA from Alternaria conjuncta, 1332 nucleotides. RefSeq lists its product as uncharacterized. Lineage: Eukaryota; Fungi; Ascomycota; Dothideomycetes; Pleosporales; Pleosporaceae. The coding region runs from base 1 to 1332 and encodes 443 amino acids. The record is from RefSeq and is a predicted model, not a curated record. The transcript has 2 exons.